Porites evermanni is the source of this 1797-nucleotide messenger RNA. The record is from the annotation of a GenBank genome assembly. NCBI's taxonomy places the organism in Eukaryota, Metazoa, Cnidaria, Anthozoa, Scleractinia, Poritidae.
AUGAUUCUUAGUGGUCUAAGGCUAAAUGAGGAAAAAACCGAGCUGCUUCUACUCAGUUCAUGUUAUCGGCCCAGUCCUUCAUUGGAAUUUGUUCGUGUUGGGGGUGACAGUUCGUUAUCUUGGAGUGAUACUCGAUCCCAGUGCUGAUAUUGAAGACCACAUUAAAAAGAUAUGCAAGACGUCAUUUCCAUUUAACUAAUAUUAGUAGGAUAAGAACAUGUAUUUGGAUCGUGAAUCUACUGAAGCAAUUAUUCAUGCUUUCGUGACUACCAACUUGGAUUACUGUCAGUAAUGCGAUUCUAUAUGGACUAUCUAAAGUUCUCUUAAACCGUCUACAGCUAGUUCACAAAUAGAGCAGCGCGUAUCGUAACAUUCACCAAGAAGUAUGAACAUAUAGCACCCAGCUUAAUAGACUUACAUUGGUUGCCUGUUGAAUAUCGUAUUAUUGAUAAAAUCUCAUUGUUAUUAUAUAAGGCUAUCAAUGGAUUUUUACAGAAGCAUAUAACCCCGAAGCGUCUAAAGCGUCUAAUCAGCAAAAUGCGUUUGCAGCCUCUUUGACCGACAAAGAUCAUCCGCAGGCUACUAGCUGCAAACCUAUCUACCACGCCAAACCAGUUAUCUGUAGCUUCUGUUCUCAUUCAGCAAAACCAGCAUGGCCACUACAAACAAAAUGAUAUGGCAAACUUUGCAUGAACCUUGUACAAGGCGUCGACCAUGUCGGAACGGAAUCUUUUUUUGUGAGUGUAGAUCUUUUAAUUCAUUCAGAACAGUACGCGAACAAAAGUAUGGCAGUUUUGAUUAAACGUACUUUUCUAAACUGCGACCAAGUCAGCAGCCGUUUUACAGAAUAUUCAGGUAAACUAACAUUUUACACAUUAUGCUCAAGUAAAGUACGAUAUUGAAAGGAAAUUUAUGUAUUUACAAAAAAUCGGGAAAUGCGCCCGAUCUGAGACAGAUAAUUUGUGCUCAGCCGAUUUUACUUGUGGGAACGGAUCCUGAAGUUAUGGGUUUUCGAAUAAAAAUUUUCAUGAAACAAUUUGUCUGUUUAUUGUUUUCUGUUUGUCCAUUCAUAGCAUUAGUUGAAAACAUGAUCUCCGCAUCUAAGUCUUUAAUAUUAACUUGUGUUUCAUCCUUCUUAUUCAGUGUCUUAUUACACGCAUCACUUCUCCGAAGGUGUACUUUCCAGUUCGGCAAGUAGUGAAUUUUUUUUAUAUAUGUGUUACUAGUUAUUCUAGAUAGAUAGUAAGUGGUUUUUGAAAGGUUAUUUGCGCUAAUGGUCAGGCAAAACCCGUUUUUGAAGUAACAACUUUAAGAAAUCGCUUCUCUUUUACCGGUAAUACGGUGCAUGUCAUUGGUAGCGACUUUGUCUUGUUAGGAGGAACUAACUCAGUCUUGGUCAUUUGAUGAUUAAUACUGUAUUCCGUUUUUUGUCAAAUGUUACCUCGUAAAACAGUAAAUGCUUUUUGCACCGCAUCAUUUACGUCGCGAUACAAGUUUUCCUUUAGAGCACUCGCACGACAAUCUCGUUUAUCAGUAAUUCCAUAUUAGGAAGUAAAUUUUGAUUGGUUCCCUAAAAAACCCGAGCAUUGCGGCAAAGUUAUACGCUUCGGGGUUAUAUGCUUCUGAUUUUCACCGAGUUAUAUAUCCAAUUUGCUCAGUUUUUGUAACAGCUCGUUCUCUUUGGUUCUUGCUCGAAUAAGUUACUUUAAGUCCCAAGAACUAAGCUUAAGUCUUACGGUGAUCGAAGAUUUUCUAUUGCAGGACCUAAAUUAUGGAACAGCAUACCAGCACCUUUAA